AUGGCUAAUGCUGCAUGUGACUACUACAUAACUGUGGUUGCUCGCCUUCCAACCACCGACUUGGAGCAAAUCUUUCAGGUUAGGGUCGGAGAAGAACGCCUCUGCAUUUUGGAUUUGACGUGCUCUCAUUCUAGACCUCCUCAAGAAGGUAAAGGUGGUUUGAUAUGCAUUAUCUCACACUCACACUUUCUGACUGACUAUGUUUAUUAUUGCAUAGGGACCAAGAAGGAGAUGCCUUGCUUAAGUCCACAUCGCCCUAAGACCUACAAAGACAGAUUGUUUGAUUGGCCCUCCUCAGAUUUUGCUUGGCCCUCCUCUUUCAGUGACACCAAACGUUUUUACGUGUUGAAUGAAUCUGAGUUACAAUGUGAUUGGAUUUCUUUGUAUCUGGAACUUGCAAUCUGUACUUCCCAUAGGAAAAUCAUAUACCCAACAUAG
Eruca vesicaria subsp. sativa (arugula) is the source of this 438-nucleotide messenger RNA. Lineage: Eukaryota; Viridiplantae; Streptophyta; Magnoliopsida; Brassicales; Brassicaceae. The record is from the annotation of a GenBank genome assembly.